CGGCUGGGACAGGGUCUCCUCUCCCCGGGGGUGCUUCCAAAACACCCCCAACACGCGCGCGCGCGCACACACACACACACGCACACACGCUGCGGCCGAAUCCUGGGCUCUAGAAGCUGAAGUCUAUGGGAGUAGAAGCUAGCACCAGAUCCCUGUUCCCAGCAGGGCACUGAAGGUUGGGCCGUUGACCUCCAGAAUACGGAUGGAGAGUCUCCAGAGACAGAGGCUUUGAUGGACGAAAUUCGCAAUAACCAGUUUCAGAUCCUAAUAAGAAGGGCGAAGGAUCAGCGGACGAAGCUAACCUCUUCAUACUCAGCCUCCAUCCCCUCACCCCUUCCCCCUCUAAGUCACCAUGUCUCUGGGCAACGGCACCCCUCGGGGCUUAGCAGCGGGGGAGGAGAUCUGGGCGGGAUCAGGAGUAGAAGUGGAGGGCUCAGAGCUGCCCACCUUCUCGGCUGCGGCCAAGGUCCGAGUGGGAGUGACCAUUGUACUGUUUGUUUCUUCGGCUGGAGGGAACCUGGCCAUGCUGUGGUCGGUGACUCGGCCACGACCCAGCCAACUCCGCCCUUCCCCUGUGCCGCGACUCUUUGCCCACUUAGCAGCUGCUGACUUACUAGUCACCUUUGUGGUUAUGCCCUUAGAUGCCACCUGGAAUAUCACUGUUCAAUGGCUGGCCGGGGACAUCGCGUGUCGGACACUCAUGUUCCUGAAACUAAUGGCCAUGUAUGCUGCAGCUUUCCUGCCUGUGGUCAUUGGGCUCGACCGCCAGGAAGCAGUACUCCGCCCGCUUGCACCCCGCUCAGCCGGAAGGAAACUUCUAGGGGCAGCCUGGGGACUUAGUUUCCUGCUUGCCUUGCCCCAGCUGUUCCUGUUCCACACGGCCCAGCGAGCGGGCCCGGUCCCCUUCACUCAGUGUGUCACCAAAGGCAGCUUCAAGGCUCAAUGGCAAGAGACCACCUAUAACCUCUUCACCUUCUGCUGCCUCUUCCUGCUGCCACUGACUGCCAUGACCAUCUGCUACAGCCGCAUUGUCCUCAGUGUGUCCAGUUCCCAGACCAGGAAGGGGAGCCACGCCCCUGUCGGUGAAUUUGCCCUCCGUCGCUCCUCAGACAAUCGCUCCCGGGUUCGUGUGCGGGCCCUGAGACUGGCCCUACUCGUCUUGCUGACCUUCGUCCUCUGCUGGACACCUUACUACCUGCUAGGCCUGUGGUACUGGUUCUCUCCCACCAUGCUCACUGAAGUCCCUCCCAGCCUCAGCCACAUCCUCUUCCUUUUUGGCCUCCUCAAUGCUCCUCUGGAUCCCCUCCUCUAUGGGGCCUUUACCCUUGGCUGCCGGAGAAGGCACCAAGAACUCAGUAUGGACUCCUCCAGGGAGAAAGGUUCUGAGAGAAUGCCCCACCAGGAGACUCAAGCCCUUAGACAGCUGGAAGUACAAACAAACGUGGCAGCAAGGACAGGAGAAAUAAAAGAGACAUUCCUAUAACGUCCACUUGCCCAGGACAGAGUAUAUAGGAACAGAACAAUUAUUCUUUUAAUAUCACAAGAACAUCUCGCUCCU
Hyaena hyaena (striped hyena) is the source of this 1558-nucleotide messenger RNA. RefSeq names its product gonadotropin-releasing hormone II receptor. Gene Ontology annotation, molecular function: peptide binding; gonadotropin-releasing hormone receptor activity. Gene Ontology annotation, cellular component: membrane. NCBI's taxonomy places the organism in Eukaryota, Metazoa, Chordata, Mammalia, Carnivora, Hyaenidae. Gene Ontology annotation, biological process: G protein-coupled receptor signaling pathway. The transcript has 3 exons. Bases 353 to 1483 code for a protein of 376 amino acids. The record is from RefSeq and is a predicted model, not a curated record.